AUGAAGUCGGCCAAGGCGCCCGCCGUGGAGGCGCCGUCGCACCGGCGGUCGCAGCCUGUCCGCCAGACGCGCACGAAUCCUCCUCGCAGCUCGGCGACGGCUGCCCGCUCCGGGCCCAGAGACUCGCUGGGCGGCCCAGCUGGCGACCAGCCCAUUGACAUCUUCCCUGCCAUCACCCACUUUGCCGACACCAUUACCGCCCUGCCCAAAGAGCUCGUCCGCCACUUCACGCUGCUCAAAGAGGUCGACGCCAAGAUAUUCGCUCCCCAGGAGCAGCUGUUCAAGCUCGUCGCCUCCGCGAGGGCGAUCGCCAUUCCCGAGGCGCGGACGGGCAAUGACGCUUCGAGCACGGCGCCGCCGCAAUCCGCGCCCAUGAGCGCCCAGACGAGCUCCAACGGGGCUGCCCUCAACCAGCAGAGCCAGGCCGUGGCGUCGACGACCGACGAGGCCAGCGGCGGCGUGUUCGAUCCCUCCAACCUCCACCGCCGCCAGCUGUUCCGCCAGACCGCGAUCAAGAUACAGGAGAUGCUCGUGUCGCUGGAAGAGAAGAACCACGUCAUCUCCACAGCGAACGAGGCGCUGCAGAGGCAGCUGGCCCGGGUCGAGGACGUGUGGCCCUACCUGGAGAGCGAGUUCAGCGACGAGGCCAAAUGGGGGAGCACCACCCACUGGGCCUACCCCGAGAACCGCAACAGCAAGGCGGCGCAGGCGGCCGAGCGAUCCAGACGCGAUGGCGCGGCGGCCAUUUCGGCAGCCGCACAAGCUCUGGCGGAACAGGCGGCCGCCCGGAGCGAUGCCAGGAAGCAAGCCGUGCAGGCCAAGCGGAGCCAAAAGACGCAUGCGCUCGAUUCCGAAGCCGAUGACCACGACGGUCGGAACAAGGACGGCACGAACAAGAAAUCCAGCUCGAGCAAAGUUCGAAAGACGGCUGAGGGUAACAAUGUUGGUUUAGGCAUCACCACCGGAGCCUCCUCCAACGGCAACCCGCCACAGAAAAGGCGCAAGGACAAGGAGAAAGCCGCUGCCAGUGGGGGAGAGGCGCCCCCCAUGGAGCGUGCCAUGAGCCUCGUCUUCGGUAACAAUGCGUCCAAAGCGAAGCCUACCGGUAGCCCUCGUGAAACACCGGCCCCAGAGGUGCCGAAGAAACGCAAGGCUCUGCCCACAAGCAGCGGCCAAUCCAAGAAGAAGAAUGCCCUAUCGGCCACCAUGUCUCCUUCAGCUGCGUCCUCUCCCGUUUUGGGAACCCUUCCAGAGACCAAGGCACCACCGAGCCGCCCGUCGCCCGCACCGGCAGCGGCACCCACGCCCGCCCCCCGACCGACGACGUCUCGCGCACGACAGAAUUCUAUACAGUCAAACUCAGAAGCCAGCAAGGCCAGGCCAUCCUCGUCAGCAGCCAAAAAGGCGAAUGGGAACAUGGCCAGCACGCCCGAGAUUUCCUCGGCUGCAAGCUGGCCACGCCCCAAUCACGACUCCGAGUCUAACAAGGAAACCCCCGUGACGGUCAAGACUGAGCCUUUGCCGAAGGAGGCGGAACGAGUAGACGAUAAGCCCACGGCGACUCCAGUUGCUACGGCCACUACCACUACCACCUCGUCCAGUCGCAGGAACAGCAGGGUAGAGGACGCCGAUCGCAAGAGUGAGCCGGCCCAGCCUACGCCGCAGACGGGUACGGUCACGACCAAGAGCGGAAGAGCAAGCAAACCAUCCACGCCGGCUCUGCCCAGCUUCCAGGACGCGGCUGCUGCCAGGCCUCGGACGACGCGCAAUGCAGAGCCGAUGGGCAAUGGCAAGAAGACGCAGCAAAAGAAGGGCGCCGCGGGGACACAAGCUGUGGCCCAGCUCGCGGAUGAAGAUGGAAACAGCAGCAUGCAGGGCGACGACGGCGACGACGACGCAGACGUUGAUCCGGACGAAGCUACAUACUGCUACUGCAACAGCAUCAGCUACGGCGCCAUGGUGGCGUGCGAUUCUGAUGACUGUGCUCGCGAGUGGUUCCAUUUGGCUUGCGUAGGCCUCAAGGUUCCGCCAAGUUCAAAGACCAAGUGGUACUGCCCCGACUGCAAAGAGCGCCUCAAGGUGGGCAGCAAAAAGAACGGUAGCCGAUAG
Molecule: messenger RNA, 2109 nt
Organism: Trichoderma citrinoviride
Lineage: Eukaryota; Fungi; Ascomycota; Sordariomycetes; Hypocreales; Hypocreaceae
Exons: 4
Coding region: 1-2109 (702 amino acids)
Biological process (GO): regulation of DNA-templated transcription
Cellular component (GO): nucleus; Rpd3L complex; Rpd3L-Expanded complex
Source: RefSeq, a predicted model, not a curated record